AUGCCCCGCUGCCCAGCGCCCGCGCGCGCCCCGCUACCCAGCGCCCGCGCGCGCCCCGCUACCCAGCGCCCGCGCGUGCCCCACUGCCCAGCGGCCGUGUGCGCCCUGCUGCCCCCACCCGCGCGCGCCCUGUUGCCCAGCGCCCGCGCGCGUCCCGCUACCCAGCGCCCACCGCGCUCUGCUGCCCGCGCCCUUGCGCACCCCGCUGCCCAGAGCCAACGCGCGCCCCGCAGCUCAGCACCCGCGCGCACCCCGCUGCCCAGCGCCCGCGCGCGCCCCGCUGCCCUGCGUCCGCGCAUGCCCCACUACCCCCGUGCCGUGCACACCCUGCUGCCCUGCGCGCCCCGUGCGCGCCCUGCUGCCCGCGUGCCCCGCACGCCUUGCUGCCCUGCGCGCCUUGCCUACGCUGCAGCUGCUACUAAGCUGUUGCUGCCGCUCGCCAAGAGCAUGUUUUGCCCUGCCCAGCGCUAUCACGCUGCCUUGCCCUGUUGCCCCGCGCUUAGCGCAUGCCCCUGCUGCGCGCCGCUAGCACACGCUGCCUCGCGAGCGCCGCUGCCCUGCCGUGCUGCCCGCGAUCUGCCCAGCCGCGCUGCCCAGCCGCGCUGCCCGCAAGCUGCCCGCGCUGCUUGCGCCACUGCAGCCCGCUGCUGCGCUGCUGCACUGCUGCCGCCUGAGGUGCUGCCCUGCCUAGCCGCCACUCAGCAAUGCUGCCGCUGCUUGCACUACUGCAGCCCGCUGGUGCACUGCUGCCGCCUGAGCUGCUGUUCUACCUAG
This is a messenger RNA of Closterium sp. Naga37s-1, 774 nucleotides long. NCBI's taxonomy places the organism in Eukaryota, Viridiplantae, Streptophyta, Zygnematophyceae, Desmidiales, Closteriaceae. The record is from the annotation of a GenBank genome assembly.